AUGUCUGGAAUGCCGGCUUCGGCUACUGCCAGCUACCCGCCAGCAAGUAUACCUGCCGAUUCGUACCAGAAAAUGCCACUCUCAGGAUCAUCGAAUUUCACACAGGAGCCGCAAGAGAUGCCUAUGCAGACGUCCAUGCCAUCAAUGCAACUUUCCCUAGCCGCAACGGAGCAGCAGCCGCCAGCAAUCCGGACGCAAUACGCCUACGUACAGGGAACCUCUGCUCCGCCUCAGCUCUCAGUAACAACAACGUCGAUGGGUAGCAGCUCAGAUCACAGCAAUCUCAGCGUACCGCGGUACGUCGACUCGAACCCGAGACCAACUAAGAGCCCGCGUCAUGGUAGCCAUCAGUCCAUACCCAGCACCAGCUCCAUAAGCAAUAGUAAUGACACAUCUGAGUACCGGUACGGGCCUUCAGGGUACGUACCCGUGAACAACAGCUCCAACGAGCUAAACUCGGCGUCUACAUAUAACGCUGACAGCGCGAGCAGUGCUGGACCAACCGGGCCUGCCUCCAGUGCUCCUUCAUCGGCAGGCGGUCACUCUCACCAUCAACAACCUCAAUCGCAACAACCGCCACCUCGCGAUUAUUAUCCACCUACAACAUCGUGGACAACGACUGCAGGCGAACCCAGCAGCGCCACUGUCCACUCAUACCACAAUAGCGCCGCGACGGGCAACGAAAGCAGUAGGCCGUACGCAUUUCCGAGCAAAAGCGAUCACCCGCCGGCGCCUGGGAGCUAUGCCUCAACUUUAAACCAUUAUUCAUGGAGCCCGACGUGA
This is a messenger RNA of Daldinia childiae, 783 nucleotides long. RefSeq names its product Transcription factor vib-1. NCBI's taxonomy places the organism in Eukaryota, Fungi, Ascomycota, Sordariomycetes, Xylariales, Hypoxylaceae. The record is from RefSeq and is a predicted model, not a curated record. The coding region runs from base 1 to 783 and encodes 260 amino acids. The transcript has a single exon.